Molecule: messenger RNA, 777 nt
Organism: Solanum dulcamara
Lineage: Eukaryota; Viridiplantae; Streptophyta; Magnoliopsida; Solanales; Solanaceae
Exons: 1
Coding region: 1-777 (258 amino acids)
Source: RefSeq, a predicted model, not a curated record
AUGAAGUUUACACAGAGCCAAUAUGACUACUCUUUGUUUAUUAACAAGUCAUCAGAAGGAAUUGCAAUAGUACUUGUGUAUGUAGAUGACAUGCUGAUCACUGGCAGCAGCUUGAAGCUAAUAGAAGAAACCAAGAAAGCUCUACAAAAGGCUUUCAAAAUGAAAGACUUAGGGGAGCUCAAGUACUUUCUUAGAAUUGAAUUUACAAGAUCUACAGAAGGAAUACUUAUGCACCAGAGGAAGUAUACACUUGAACUCAUAUCAGGAAUGGGAAUGACAACAGCCAAACCAGCAAGCACUCCAAUGGAUGUAAAUGUCAAGUUGACAUCCAAACAGUAUGAUGAACAUGUGAACAAGAGUCAAGAAGAAUCAGAUGAUCCCCUGACAAAUCAAUCAGCAUAUCAAAGGCUUAUAGGUAAGCUACUAUAUCUCAACAUGACAAGGCUAGACAUAGCCUUUAGCACUCAGAUAUUGAGUCAAUUCCUAAAUCAACCAAAAAAGUACCACAUGGAUGCUGCACUAAGAGUAGUCAGGUAUCUAAAGAGACAACCUGGACAGGGCAUACUACUCUCAAGCCACUCAGACAACCAGGUUAGUGCUUAUUGUGAUACAGAUUGGGCUGCUUGCCCCCUAACCAAAAAAUCAGUCACUGGAUACAUGAUAAAAGUUGGAGAGUCACUGAUAUCAUGGAAGGCCAAGAAGCAGUCCACAGUGUCAAGAAGCUCAGCUGAAUCUGAAUACAGAAGCAUGGCCUCAACUGUGUCAGAGUUAGUCUAG